ACACUUCUGCUUCACGUUAUUCCUUCUCUGUCCAACAUGAGGACCUCAAGGAUACUGCUUGGCUUCUUCAAUGGUAAUAUCAGCUUUUUAAAGAUAUUACAUUAAAAUUUAAACCCAGAAGGAGUGUUUAACUGGUAUCAUAAUGUUGUUUCAUCUUGCAGCUCCAGUUCUCUGUCUCCUCUGGCUCACAAAGCAUGCAGUGGACUCAGCUGAGUUGACAGCUCCAGGGGAGGUAACAGGACGAUACGGAGGAUCUGUGACCGUCUCAUGUCAGUACGACCGAAAGCUCAGAAACUACACAAAAUACUGGUGCAAAGGGCAGGUGUAUGAGCGGUGUAGUAUUGUAGUGAAGACACCCAGGAGCAGAGACAGUGACCGAAUCUCCAUCCAGGAUGAUAAAAAGGCUGGAGUCUUCAAUGUAACCAUGACCUCUCUCAGUCAGAGUGACGAGGACAUGUACUGGUGUGUCAUCGCAAGGUUUGGAAGGAACCCCCACGUUGGUGUCCGACUCAAACUGACCAACACAGGUACGAGUCAUCAAAUGUUAAGGUGAUUCUGAUUUGAUUGCAAAAGCUUGCAUAGCUUCUUAUUUGUGAUUUUAAGAAAACUACACGACGAAUGCAAUAAAAACAACCGUGUUACCUUCAAUUUUUGAGAUCUGUUAUGGCAAACAGGCAGAUUCUGCUGUCAUGUUUAACUUCUGUGAUAAUGGGUUUGCAACACAACAUGGUUCUAGUGUUUGUCCACAAUUUUCAGGUCAAAACUGUCUGAUUUAUCAGAAUAAAUAAUUGAAUGUUUUUGUUCUUUUCCACAGUAUUGAUGACCACUACUUCCACCCCUCUGAUUCUAUAUGAAGAAGCAAGGUGAGGAUUUAUAUCCUUAAUAUUGUCUGCUAUAAAUCUUAAUGAAAACAUGGACUAAAUGGUUCUAAUCUCAUUUAUGCUUUUUGUUUCAACCAGUUGGUGGAUGACUCUGCGCUGGAUCCUUAUUAUUUUAAUGCUGUCUUGUGUUUCAGCCACACAUAUCUUUACAUGGAGGAUAAAAACUGCAAGAAAAACAUGGCCAGGGCAACAAUUAUGUUAUCAAAACUCACAAAACAUUGAGUGAUUCAAAAGCAAAGUCAAAAUAAGCAUUCCUUUAUUGUAUAAAGUAUUUUUUAUGAAUUAAACUGAAAAAUAAGCAGAGAAAUGUUAUUUUCAUGUAUUAGUCUCGGUAUUUAAGUUGAUAAAUCUAAUGUCAGUUCCUUGGCCUGCAGACAAGUAUAUGUCAAAAUUCAAGCAAAAGCCUGUUUUAUUCAAAGCUAAAUUAGAUUCAAACUCUGCACAAAGCUUUAUAUUCUCCAGAAAGGACUGCGGUGAUUUGUGAUUCUUGUCAAGCAAAUUUUAUUACCAAGCUGAUCAUAUCUUCAAGAAGUUACACAAGUGUAUCUGCUGGCUUUAAUCUUCAGCGGAGGAGAUAUAUUAACUGUGUUUUAGCCACUACUUUUCAAUUCAAUGCAGAGACCCUGAAUUAAGUCGUACUUUUAUGAAGCAUAAAAUGUUUAAUUUAUAUGUGUCAGAAGGAGAUAGCCUAGACUGCACUAGCGUAUCAAUGGGCAGUUUCUCUUAUUCUCUCAACCUCUUAUAAUAAAAUACUCAGACGACUUAUUUGA
Molecule: messenger RNA, 1651 nt
Organism: Xyrichtys novacula (pearly razorfish)
Lineage: Eukaryota; Metazoa; Chordata; Actinopteri; Labriformes; Labridae
Source: the annotation of a GenBank genome assembly